This is a messenger RNA of Ornithodoros turicata, 2016 nucleotides long. It is a transcript of the gene nemy, whose product is annotated as plasma membrane ascorbate-dependent reductase CYBRD1-like. The transcript has 5 exons. The record is from RefSeq and is a predicted model, not a curated record. Bases 144 to 1061 code for a protein of 305 amino acids. Lineage: Eukaryota; Metazoa; Arthropoda; Arachnida; Ixodida; Argasidae. Gene Ontology annotation, molecular function: oxidoreductase activity.
ACGGCGCGAGUGUAACGUGACACGACCGAUCGGCUCCAUCAAUCGAGCGUGCGCAUUGGCUCACAUAGGGCUCCAACAGAGCUCAGUUAUAUGCAGUAUAGCAGCUGUACUGCUGCUGGUGACCUUCGCCGACUUUUCAAGACAUGGUCUCCGAGCGCGCAGUGCGGCUGAAACACACGGGCUACCAUCAUUACCAUCACGUCAGGUUGCCGCAUGUGCUCGAUAGGAUUUACGAAACACCGGAAAGGAUAUACCGUGGGAAACAAAAUCACCAGCAGCAACAGCAGCACGCGUCCGGCGGCGACGGUCAGCGGGAAGAGGGCGGCGGCUGCGGAAGUCAUACAGCGAUGAAGGCCCUCUUCUACUUUCUUCUCUUCUUGGCGGAAGUUCUCCUCUUCGGGACCAUCACUCUCACCAUCUACUGGGUUCUCAACUACGAAGGUGGGGUUAAAUGGGCCAACGAUAUCAAGAGGCAGUUCAACCUCCACUACAUCCUCAUGGUUGGAGGCUUCAUAUUCCUCAAUGGACAAGCUAUACUGGUGUACCGUAGCUUCACCUGCUGCAAGAAGAUCUACAAUAAAGUUCUUCACACAAUCUUCUUCGUGCUGUCCAUCUCGUCCAUCACCAUCGGCAUCGUCUCCGCCUUCCAGGCGCACAACAGCGUUGCCGAUCCCAAACAUUUCUACUCUCUACACUCAUGGAUUGGCCUUGGAACCAUGGGUCUCUUUGCCCUCCAGUUUGUAGUGGGCUUCACUUCAUUCCUGGUUCUCCUAUGCUGCGACAAGGCUACACUAUCUUACAGACAACGUCUCGUUCCAAUCCACACAAAUUUUGGCCUCAUCAUCUUUGGCAUGGCAGCCGCUGCAUGCGUUACAGGAUUGAUGCAGACAGCAAAGGGCAGAUACAGUGGUAAGGAGGGUGCUCCGAACUACAGGGAACUACCAGAGCAAGCAAUCUUUGUCAACACCAUUGCUGCAGCAAUCAUUGCACUGACUAUUCUACUGCCACUAUUGGUGAGGAACAACCUUCGUGGUGGACAGACAGUUCUUUCGAUCAACUAGUGCUGAAAGGACAUUGCGUUGCCACUGGUUCCGAUUAAUUUGAUUGGAGUGCACCAUCAUGAAAGCCAGUAAUUUCUGCAAGGCUAACCGUACCAGCGUGAGUAUGAAGUGGCUAUUCAAUUGUGCUUGAAUAGCGCUGCUUCUGGAAAGCACUGCAUUGUUUUAGUUUUUGUGUUUAUAGUUUCCCCCCCUUUUUUUUUACAUGAUUAUAUAUUCCAAGUACCACAAAGCCUCUGGUGGAAAUCGGUGUGUAAGCUUACUCUCCGACAUACUCAUAGUCAUGCUAUUCAUGCGACAGACAUACCCAGGGCCCUCUCAAGAUGGUCCUUAUGCAGUGAUGGGCUGUUUUAUUACUUUCAUAGGGCCAUUCAUCUUAGGAAUUCAAGAUGGUCACUUUGCACAAGCAUUUUGUUUUAUCCCUCAGUCACACUGCCAGUAAAUUAAUCUAAAUAACGCAAGAAAAAAAAAAAGGAGCAUUUUCUAACUAAGUACCUCGGCAUAUGCCAUAGAACACAAUCCAUAUCGUGCCUUUGUGUCGGACUUGUGUGCGGGAAGAACACUUGGGAGGAACAAAGUGCAGCUACUCAUUUUCAUCCUAUCCAGCUUGAGUCCCUGUAUAUCUUAACAUUUUUCUUCACGGAACUUCAUUUGUGUUAGCAACUGCUGUAGAUAUUUUUGUACAUGGCUGUCCUGGUCUGAAGAUGUUUAUAUAAGGUUUUCAUCCCCAUUGCUUGCGAGAGCUCGUAUGCAGAACUCUGCCCGGAUUCGAAGAAGUUGUAUGUUGUGCUUUUCUAAGUUAAAUUCAGUGUGUAUUUAGCCUCAACAUUCUUUGCAUGUACGCAUAUUACCUUUUUUUUGUAUUUGAGUUGUACGAGGUGUAUGACAUUGGAAAGUAACACGGCAAGGACAGCCUCAGUGUUGACUGAAAAUAAAGCCACUUUAUCUUUUUAGACGA